UGCGGUGCUACUCUGAUGAGGCUGACAGAAGUUUGAUGUGGUGUGCUGCCUUUAGUGGGUCAGACAGGAAGGGUGUUUGCUUUCUGAACCAGUUUGGUGUUUUUCAUUGACAUGGAGUUCUUGUGUUUUUGGGUUAACCUCCUUGUUGGACUCUGUGUUGGGUCAUCUUUUGCUUUUCCACCCAAAGAUUAUACACAGCAUGCUUCAUUUCAAAGGCCUCAGUUCACAGGGAGCUUUCAACACCCUGAGCAACAGAAGGCUCCAGCUGAGGAACGAGAGCAGGUGAAUACUGUUGGAGUCACCUGCCAUCCAGACUCGGUGGAGAUUGUUAUCAAAGCUGACAUGUUUGGAGUUGGAGCUCCUGUUAAUGUUGAUGAGUUACGCCUCGGCGUGGAGCACAGUGAUUACUGUGGAGCUACAGCAUCUGCAGGAGAUGAGUACAGAAUCAUUGUGGGACUCGUGGACUGCGGCACCAAACACUGGAUGACCGAAGACUCUCUGGUCUACACAAACCUCCUCAUCUACUCUCCUGAGGCCUCUCCAGACGGGGUGGUUCGAAUGGAUGAAGCUGUAAUUCCAAUCGAGUGUCACUAUGAAAGGAAGUACAGUUUGUCCAGUUCUUCCCUCUCGCCUACCUGGAUCCCCUUCAUGUCCACCCAAGCUGCAGUGGAAACUUUAGAGUUUGGCUUGAGAAUUAUGACGAAUGACUGGCAACAUGAAAGAAGCUCUAACAUGUUUUACCUCGGUGAGCCCAUCGGCAUGGAAGCCUCGGUCAGAGUCGGACAUCACAUGGGGCUCCGAGUGUUUGUGAGCAGCUGUGUGGCUACACUUCAACCAGACAUCUACUCCGUUCCCAGAUAUGUCUUUGUUGAAAAUGGGUGCUUGGGUGACUCCCAGCUUCCAGGUUCUACGUCCCACUUCUCCAGGACACAAGAUGACAAGCUACGCCUGGUCAUUGACGCCUUUAGGUUUCAUAAUGAAGAGAGAGGAGAGCUCUACAUCACAUGUCACCUGCACGCUGUACCAGUAAAUGAUGCAGAGGCACCAGAUAAGGCGUGCACUUUUGUAAAUGGAAGAUGGAGGUCAGCUGAUGGCAAUGACUACUUAUGUGGGUAUUGUCAAAGCCAAAAUGAAGCUGACCAAACCCGCGGUAAGCCCAGCAGCCCUGAUAAGGUUGGUCCUCGUGGGUUUGGGAAACCAGAUGAACCUGAACCCUUGUGGAGAAGCGGACUGAAGACCAACACAGUGUGGGAACAGGAGGCGAGAGUGGGCCCGAUGAUGGUCUUGCCAGCCAGGCAGAAGAGUGGGCCUAUACCUGAGGAGGAGCUUCCUCCCGUUCUCAAUAAAAUCAGCAGACCUUCACUGUACGGCAGCCGGUGGAGAAGUGGAGUUAAAGACAGAAUUGAUCAUAAGAAGGGGCCGCUUCCUGGUUCACCAUCUACACUAGACCACAUGGAGGGUCUGACUUUUUCUUCUAAGCAGAAUAAAGAUGUCAAUAGUGGAACCGAUCUAAAAUACGGAGAUGCUGAGAAAGUUUCUGCACCUCUAGAAAAGGUUUCUCCUGAGCUCAGCUUGAAAUCAAAGGCAGCGGUGGUGCUCGACAAAAACAGCACGGCGGCCCUCGACGACAUCAGCCCGACUGCUCAGUUAACGGUGGAUGUGACCAAACCGUCAAAUGCAACACAAUCUGACCUUCCAGAUAAAAAUGACCCAAAAAGAUAAUAAACUA
Sebastes umbrosus (honeycomb rockfish) is the source of this 1729-nucleotide messenger RNA. Its product is annotated as zona pellucida sperm-binding protein 3-like. The transcript is spliced from 10 exons. The record is from RefSeq and is a predicted model, not a curated record. The coding region runs from base 112 to 1722 and encodes 536 amino acids. Gene Ontology annotation, biological process: positive regulation of acrosome reaction; binding of sperm to zona pellucida; egg coat formation. Gene Ontology annotation, cellular component: extracellular matrix. Gene Ontology annotation, molecular function: acrosin binding. Lineage: Eukaryota; Metazoa; Chordata; Actinopteri; Perciformes; Sebastidae.